Molecule: messenger RNA, 987 nt
Organism: Mycena indigotica
Lineage: Eukaryota; Fungi; Basidiomycota; Agaricomycetes; Agaricales; Mycenaceae
Product: Post-GPI attachment to proteins factor 3
Exons: 3
Coding region: 1-987 (328 amino acids)
Biological process (GO): GPI anchor biosynthetic process
Cellular component (GO): endoplasmic reticulum membrane
Molecular function (GO): hydrolase activity, acting on ester bonds
Source: RefSeq, a predicted model, not a curated record
AUGAAGCCACAACUCAUCCUCCUUGCCUUCGCUGGCGUCGUGUGUGCUUCUUCUGGCGACCGUUCUUACGAAUUCAAGAAUUGCCUAACAAAAUGUCUGGAUUCCCGGUGCUCACCGUCGAAUACGGUCACUCUCUCUUUCCCCCUCCGUGUCACCCGAUGGACUUGUGAAGACAACUGCAAAUAUACCUGCAUGCACGACAUCACCACGCGAGACAAACGACUUGGAGAUAGAGUCCAUCAAUACUAUGGAAAAUGGCCGUUUUGGAGGUUGGCGGGAAUGCAAGAGCCCGCGUCAGUCGCGUUUUCGCUUCUCAACUUUUGGGCACAUUGGCGGGGGCUCGCGAGAGUGCGGAGGGAUGUUCCAAAUGGACACCCAAUGAAGAGCUAUUAUGUUUUGUGGGCUUUCACCGGGCUGAAUGCCUGGAUCUGGUCUGCAGUAUUUCACACGCGAGACUGGCCGAUAACUGAAAAGUUGGACUACUUUUCUGCCGCUCUGACUAUAUUCUAUGCGUUAUAUUACACCGUCAUUCGACUCUUCCAUCUGUACCCGACGGCAAGACGGAAUAGACUCACUUUAUCGACAUUCAACUCUUCGGGAGACGAAGGUUCAGCACUGAAAGCCUGGUCAAUCCUUUGCAUCCUGGUCUAUAUCGCCCACGUUUCGUAUCUGUUGUUCCUACCGCGAUUCAACUAUUUGUACAACAUCCUCUUCAACGCCGUUGUUGGGCUCACUCAUAACGCAUUAUGGGGCCUCUACGCUUUCCCCUCAUCCAUCCCGGUCUUCAAGCGAUUCCCCAGCAGGCCGAAAUCAUAUAGACCCCCUUUUUGUGACGGCGUCUUGGAAUUGUUUGAUUUCGCGCCAUUCCUGCGCGUCAUCGAUGCCCAUUCUUUGUGGCACCUUGCAACGGCUCCAAUAGCAGCUGGGUGGUACACCUUCCUGAUUCAGGACGCCAGGGAGGACAGUUGGAGGUCGCACAUCAACUAG